GCUGAAUUUAAUUAAUUCUUGAUUCCCUUUUGUCCGUCCCUGUGGAGACGAUACUCAUACUUACACCACUAUAUUCCAAUCCUUUUUAAGUGCGAGAAAACACACAUCAAGCAGCCAUCAAGGAAUGGUCAAGAUCUCCUCCACAGCAAGAAAUGAUCCACCAAACUAUCUUGUACCGCCGUUAUCUAUUAACGGGACACGCCGCCUGAUCAUCUCAAUAUCAGGAAGACUUUCGAUACCACGCACCAAUAGCAGAUCAAACCACAAGACCAAACCCUGUAAGUAAUGUUCUCCAGAAGAUCUCCUCUCCACCGACAUCACCAGCAACUCUUCUUGUACCGCCGUUGUUUACCCACGGGACACACCGCCUGACCACCACAACAUCAGGAAGACUUUUGAUACAAUGCACCACUAACAAAUCAAAUCGCGAGACCAAACUGAGAACCACCCACACAAUGCCAUCACCGCUCCUCCAUAUAUGUAUGACCCAAGCUCUAAAGUGAAGUUCAUCAUCCCAUCAAAAAGCAUGAUCCCGAAUGCCUCUAACAACACUGCUAGCAUCACAAAUAUUAUGACGAGAUCGAUCCCCACGACGAAAUCUAUCCGUUACUCUACCUCCAACAACCAUGGCUCUGAUACCACUGUUGGGGAAUACACGACCCCGACCUCUUCCAGGAUCACUAGCUCAAAGGACUCUUGUACACUCACACAUCCACUCUUAACACAAAGGAUAAAUCUAACAAUCUCACUUUGUAUUAUACAAUUGAAAUGUACAAGAGAUAUUUUACAAGUAAAUGAGUAGCUCACUUCACUCUUUGUAUAUGAGACUACUCCACUCACACAUACCUCUCUCAAGGAAGCACUCACUCACUCAAGAGCUCUCCUCAAGGCUCUCUCUCUCAUCACUUGAGGAGGCUCUUUCUAGGCCCUCAC
Cuscuta epithymum is the source of this 933-nucleotide messenger RNA. The record is from the annotation of a GenBank genome assembly. Lineage: Eukaryota; Viridiplantae; Streptophyta; Magnoliopsida; Solanales; Convolvulaceae.